Leptosomus discolor (cuckoo roller) is the source of this 1248-nucleotide messenger RNA. The record is from RefSeq and is a predicted model, not a curated record. Lineage: Eukaryota; Metazoa; Chordata; Aves; Leptosomiformes; Leptosomidae.
AGCAUUUGGAAGUAACUGGACCUCUUUUUCGCUCUCUGAAGAGUUUGAGGGGAGGAAGGAGCAGUGCAUUUUCCAAAGCUAUGCAGGAGAUUCUUUGAUGGAUUACAAUCUCAGCAAACUCUAACUCGAGAAGAAGAAUGACAGCUAAGAGACUUAAACCAGACUUUUCACCAUCCUGGAAAGGAACUGGCUGCCAGUGUUUGGAGUUUUUUUAAUACUCUACCUCCCUCUGCUGUUAUCAGCGAGAAGUUUCUCUACAAUGGGAAAUCAUGUACUUGCAGCUUCGAUUUCCAUGCUCUCGCUCCUGGCAAUGAUGGGAGAUGCGGACAGUAAAACAGACAGUUCCUUCAUGAUUGACUCCGACCCCAGCCGCUGUAUGAGGCAUCACUAUGUCGACUCCAUCAGCCAUCCCCUCUACAAAUGUAGCUCGAAGAUGGUGCUGCUGGCUCGCUGCGAAGGGCGCUGCAGCCAGACGUCGCGCUCGGAGCCGAUGGUUUCUUUCAGCACCGUCCUGAAGCAGCCUUUCCGCUCCACCUGCCACUGCUGCCGGCCCCAGACCUCCAAGCUGAAGGCCAUGCGGUUGCGAUGCUCGGGGGGCAUGCGGCUCACUGCCACCUACCGCUACAUCCUCUCCUGCCACUGUGAGGAGUGCAACUCCUAGGGAUGAACAUGCCACAACAGAGAGGGGACUGGGAUGCUGCUGUUGGGGAAGGCUCCCAAGAAGCAACCCAAGGUGAGGCCGACGCUUCCAGCGUACGAUUGCAGUGAGGACAGGACUAACCAGGCUGGAUUGGAUCUGAGAGCUAAAGUGUAAAAUAUCCUGGGGUCCUGGAUGGCGCCGGUACCGAAGUGUGGGCUGUGGCAAAGGCAAAAGCACGAGGACUUGUUUUUAAGAAGCCUUUCUUUUUUUCUGAAAGGAAAUUUUUGUGAGUUUCUUCUUUUUCAGGCUCAGCUCUGACUACAGAGAGGUUCUUUUCCUUCAGGCCAAGGGCAGCAGGGGAAAAGAGAGGAAGGUCAUCCGGAUGACAGCACUGCAUUCUGGAAGUUGGCAUUCCGACAGAGGAUGGGCAUCAGUUCCCACAUAAAACCUCUUAACCUAUCAAUUUAUUCUCAGCCUCUUAGUUAUAUUUGCCUUCAAAACAAACUGUGUUCUUGGCAAGGGUUAUCUAUUACUGAUCUAGCAGCUGAGCGCUGGGUAACUUUAACUGUGGUUUAGCAGAAAUUACAAAUAAAUCAUUGAAAAGUGAA